Messenger RNA from Emiliania huxleyi CCMP1516, 1551 nucleotides. RefSeq lists its product as hypothetical. The transcript is spliced from 8 exons. Bases 1 to 1551 code for a protein of 516 amino acids. The record is from RefSeq and is a predicted model, not a curated record. NCBI's taxonomy places the organism in Eukaryota, Haptophyta, Isochrysidales, Noelaerhabdaceae.
AUGUGCCUGGUCAGCUCGGCCGAGAGUGACUCCGUCAAGGUCAACGCGGCAGAGGUGCUCAAUCGCGAGCUCUUUGAAACCAAUGUCGUGCCGCCUUUGGUGGCUUUCCUCAAGGGCGCGUGCGAGCUAGCCAGAGUCGAGGCGACCCGCGCGCUGCACAACUUGCUCAGCUGCUCUGCCGGCGACCUCCGCCCAGCGCUACUGCAAGGCGGCGCAGUCGCGCCGCUCGUGGCAGCGCUGAGCAACGGCUCGCCAUUCAAUCAAGAGGGGCUCCCAAGAUCCGCCCCGGCACCUUUGUGCGACAUUCCCGUAGGCUCGCCGCUCUUCCAGGGAGAGAGCGCCAGCAUCCUCGCCACACUCAUGCAGGACAGCCCCGAGACGCGGGUGACGGUCGCUUCGGCCGGGGCGAUCCCGCCGCUGGACCUCGCGGCGGGGGCGCUGGUCAAGAUUGCGCACCCAAUUGUCCAGUCGGGCGGGAUCCCGCCCUUGAUGGCGCUCGCCAGCGAGGGGAGCGGCGAUGCACGGGCCGCCGCCACAUCGCUUUUGCGGCUCAUCAAGAGACUGCCCCGGACGAACGAGACGCCCCUCUCCCCGACGCCCAGUGCGCGGAACGGAGUCGAGGGAGCGACGGAGGACAGCGCUGUGCAGGACGCCGCUGUCAACGCUGGCGGUGGCGGAGGCAGAAACGGCGGUGGUGGAGAGCCGGUGGCGCUGAGUGAGGUGGUGUCGGGCGUGCAGCAGAGAGUGCCGCCGCACGAGACCGGCGAGGCGGAGCGAGACGGGGUAGAGAGCCUUUCUGAGGCGGCGGGAGCGGUCGCGGGCCAGGUGUCUGCCGAGGCGCUACUCGAUCCCGUCGGAGGCGGCGCCUUUGCCACCGCCAAUGGGGACGAGCAGAGUGGGGACGCCGCGGCGGAGGGCGAUGGCAUUGGGGAGGAGUGCGCGAUGCUUGAGGCGCUGAGCGCGCGCCGCACAAGUUUGGAGGAUCUACCGGCGUGGCCUACAGAUUGCGAGAGCGGGGUCCUCUCUGACCACGCGUCAAAGGAGGACGAACAAAUGCUCCAGCGGGUGGGUGCGCUUGAGGCGCACGUGCGGCGGCUCGCCGUCGCAAACGAGCAGGCAAAGCGCCCGCCGCCGUUCUCUCUGUCCGGCCGCGCGCAGCGGCUCAUCGUGGCGCUGGGGAUGCGGGUGCAGGCAGUGUCGACCAGCAACACGGAGCUGCGCGCGCAGGUUUCCGAGCUCGCCAAUGCGAAGGCGGCGCUGAAAGACGAGAUGGCGGCGUUGGGUCAGCAGGUGGCGCGCAUCCGCGAGAUUCUGGACCUCGAGGCGGGGAGCACGAUCGUGCAGACCGUUGAUGCUGCGAACGCGAUGGCGCGCUGGAAGCAGACCUGCGUCGACGGCAUCGCUCAGGCUCGAGCAAAGCCCGCUUGGCUGAUGUUCGAAGGCGGCGGCGGAGGCUGCGCCGGCAGUGGCACGCGUGGGGGGCGUCGAGGCUACCACGACCACGACUCGGUUGCUAUUGCGUAUUGGUUUGAUACAGGGUCAGGGAUGUAA